AUGCUUGCUCAUUGCUCCAUGAGAUUAUCAACAGAUUUUGAUAAAAAUAUAAAAUCGGAAAUGCGAUUACCACCCUUUGCAGAUAUAUUUAAUGCUUCAUUUCGAAUACCAUUUUUUCUCUAUUUUAUUUUAUUUCAAACAAUUGGUUAUUACAUUCGAAAAUACGCGUGGAAAAAUUAUUCCGGUUUUAGGCAAUAUCGGCUGAGAAAUCUUACAGUCUGCCUCAUACAUUCCAUGAUCAGUGGCGGUUGGUCAUUUAUUUUCAUGAUUUUCAAUCCUACAGUGAUGUUCAAAGAUACUUUGCAUUGGUACCGUUCAUGGGCCACUCAUUUACCUAUAUUAUCCGUUGCUUAUUUUGUAUGUGAUUCACUUGAUAUGUUAAGGCACGAACUGUCGAGGUGGACUAUUGAACUUCUCAUCCACCACUUAGGAAGUAUUUUGGUUUUUUUAUCUGCAAUACUUCCUCGUAAAUUCAUUCCUUAUGCUUACUGGGCACUUCUUAUGGAGGUUAACAGUAUUUUCUUGCACCUUCGGUCAUUAAUGCAGAUUACUGGUUAUGGUUUAAUUAAAUCACGGUUAUUUCAGUUGAUUCGCUAUACUAACUUAUUGACGUUUUUAAUAUUCCGGUUCGCGGUACAAAUUUGGCAGAUACAUUGGGCUUUGGUAAACUGUCAUAGUUUUCACUUAUAUUAUUUAUUUGUGGCUGCUGGUGGCGGAUCAUUCUUUUUUGUCCUUAAUAUUAUCUUGUUUUCCCGGAUUCUCGCUUCCGAUGGGUUUCUUGGUGAAUAUGGUCGAUCACACAUUGCGAUUAAUAGGUUUGUUUUGAAUUGUCCAUUUGUUGAAACCAAUCAAGACGUUAGAACAAGGUUGAAAUAA
Dracunculus medinensis (Guinea worm) is the source of this 876-nucleotide messenger RNA. The record is from the annotation of a GenBank genome assembly. Lineage: Eukaryota; Metazoa; Nematoda; Chromadorea; Rhabditida; Dracunculidae.